AUGUCGCAAUCGCUGAAUUUUUGGACUAUGCUCUUUUUUCAUUCGCUGCCUCAGCUUCCCAGUGUUUGAUCACAGACGUUAACUGCGGAGUCUGAUAUCCCAGUUACUUCGCCUAUAAUGUAUACAUUUUAGGUUACUAUUGCUCUCUUGACUUUCAAUUGCCUCUCUCUAGUCGGUGACAUUUGGCCUUGAACUCCAUAAUUUUCAGCUGACCUACGGAAGGGCCUUUCUGUUGGAGCUUCAGGGCCGUUCCUAAUGGGUGAUAUCCCAUCUCUGAUCUCGCUAUGCAUGAAGAAAGUUUCCAGGACGGCAGCGGGCAAAGACGGUGAUGGCUGAACUAAAGCAAUGCUAUUAAUAAGUAUAAUUUCCAUUUUUCCUUGACAACAGGAGUGUGCACUUUUCAGGGUUUAAUCACUUGCAGGAUGUUUUCGACCUUCCAUCCGAUCUGUUCGAUGGUUUAUUGAUGCAGCUUUCCCCACUUGCCUUAGAGAAGUUACAGGCCGCUCUGUGAGUUUUGAUUAUACAGACUUCCUGCCUCGCCUGUAACAUGUCAUCUUGGAAUUCAUUGAGAGCUCUCUAGUGCGCUUAAAUUUGAAACCAUGAGGAUGAACUUGCGGACCAAUAAAUUUCCAGUGGCAGGAGAAUCUAAAUAAGUCACCUAGAUAAACACAUAGCCUGGUAAAAAUAAAUUGGUUUGAUAUUCGUGAGUUGCUCUGGAUAUGUUCAGGAUGUGGGGAAAGUUUCUUAACAUUCUUUGAUCCAUGCUUCAGGUUCGUUCCUCUCAAUAUCGAAAAGGAACACGCCAUAAUAGAUGCUCAUGGGUGCCUACAGAUGCGCAUCUCAUGUAAGAAUGCUUGAGGAGAGUGCAACUAAGCAAGUAGUGCCUCAAGAUCCCAGUCAUAGUGAAGGAUGGAGAUCACCUAUAUUAUGUAGUUAAAAAACGGACGCAGUAUGUCAGUCGGCGAUAAUUUAAUAUAGGGGUGUUGUGAACCUGUCUUUCCGAAGUAAUUUUCCCACCACAAUUUGCCCAUAAAUCGUCUGGAAUCAACUGGUGCCACUUUCAAACUAAACAGACAUAAAUGUCAGCCGUGAAUUAUCUUCUGUUUGUGGUAACUUCAUUUGAUUCCUUGCUUCAUGCUCUUGGCAUCAGUGACCUCUUUAACAUUUUUAGUAUUUAUCAGCCUUGCUUUAUUGCCAUAUUUGUGGUACAUUUUUUUUUUUACUUUGUGAUUAUGAUACGUGUUAUUGACAUCAAAAGUGAGGGAUCCAGUUUAUCAGUGGGGUUGCAUAGUUCACAAUCUCGAUAUGUUAUGUUUUUCUCUCCCUAGUUGUUUCAUGGUCCUGCAUGUUCACAGGAGUCAAAUUAGCUAAUUGGCUAUUGCAUAGACAUUAAAUAAUUAUUUUUCUCCAACCCUCAUGCUUUGACAGUUCUGUCAAUGACACAUGUGGAUCAGCAGUAAAUGGCAUGGGUGAUGGGAAGAAACGUGGAAGGUAAUUUAAUAGCCUGCUUAUUCACCGAAGUUGUGUUUCUAUGACCUGUUUCAAUUCAUGACAACAUUUUUUCUUUGUAUUGGAAUUGUUUCAUUUAGGUACGAUGACCUCAAUAGGGCAUGGGAGCUGUUGUUUAAGUUGCGAUGGCCUGAGAAUAACAAGAAGAUACUGCAAAUAAGCCACGUAAGAGUACAAGAUCGUAUGGAAAGUCUUGAAAACAAGCAUAGUACUGACUGGCAACAGCGAUACUGGGAAUCACACUUACAGGAGUAUGAAUGUCUGUCCAUGAGUUCAUUGCUAUAUUUUUUGCCCAUUUGAUACAUAAUUAUCAAGCAUUACUUUGAAUACAGAUGCCUGGAUGAAGCGUCAGAGAAAGCAUUACUUCCAGCUUUUGACGGGUGUAUCAAAGAGAUAAAAGCUUCAAGUUAG
Molecule: messenger RNA, 1920 nt
Organism: Spirodela intermedia
Lineage: Eukaryota; Viridiplantae; Streptophyta; Magnoliopsida; Alismatales; Araceae
Source: the annotation of a GenBank genome assembly